This is a messenger RNA of Daphnia magna, 3452 nucleotides long. RefSeq names its product myc box-dependent-interacting protein 1 (gene Amph). Gene Ontology annotation, molecular function: phospholipid binding; protein binding. Gene Ontology annotation, cellular component: plasma membrane; cytoplasm. The coding region runs from base 803 to 2158 and encodes 451 amino acids. Lineage: Eukaryota; Metazoa; Arthropoda; Branchiopoda; Diplostraca; Daphniidae. The transcript is spliced from 9 exons. The record is from RefSeq and is a predicted model, not a curated record.
GAAAAGGGCCAGCCGUCCGGUUCUGCUCGUUUUUAUUCCUUCUUUUUCUGCUUAGCACGUUCCCUUAAUUUUAUUAGCUUUACUGUUAAUUGUGAAUUAAAACGAACGUUUUCUUUAUCUGUGCGAGUAAAGUAACUAUAAAACAAAAACAAGAAAUUCAGAUAGACAAACAAUUCCAAGUAUUUGUGGCCGACCCAUCUGACAUCAUCUGGAUGCGUCACAACAACUGACCCGAUUUGUCUUUCUUUCUUUCUUGACAGGCAUUUUUUUAGAGACGAAAAAAAAAAAAGUAGUUUGUGUUCAAUCGCUUGAUUUCCUCCCUUUUUUCUCUUGUCGUGGUUUGUGUAACGUGACCAAGUAAGGUUUUGUUAGAAGAGUCCUAUUGACUCUGUGCACCACUCUCCCAACACCUACACAACAGUCUGCCUACGUUUUUCUCUUCGUUACCAAAAUUGAGAGAAGAAAGAGGCUAAAACACCUUUUUUAGUCUACGUAGCCAAGAGGAGUAGUUGUUAUUCAGAGCCACCUAGCGGCGGUUGGAAGAACAAUACCUCCCUUUUUUUUUUUUUUUUACACACUACACGACUGCCUCCUCCUCCCCAUUUCUGUUUCGUUUGUUGCCUUGGAAUAGCGUCUGGCUAUAGCCCGAGCGAAAUCGACUGCUCUAGCCCUCGAGUUACACGCACACAGGACACACAUAACACACUAGUGCAGCAUAUAUAUACACACAGACAGACACACACGGGAGAAGUGAGUCGGUCUUGUCUUCUCCUUCUUGUGCUGCUGUGCUGUUGUUGACGCCAUGGCUAGUGAAUCGAAAGGAUUGGUGUUUGCCACGGCAGUUAAGAAACAUGCUGGACGAGCCAAAGAAAAGAUCCUCCAAAAGGUGGGCAAGGUGGACAGAACAGCCGACGAAAUAUUUGACGAUCACGUCCAGAAUUUCAACAAGCAACAAAAUGCAGCCAACAAACUGCAAAAGGAGCUCAAUAAUUACAUCCGCUGCGUCAAAGCUAUGCAGGUGGCCAGUAAAACGUUGUACGAGUGCAUGUCGGAAGUCUACGAACCGGACUGGACGGGCCAUGAUUUAUUGACGGUCCAAUCACAAAAUAUCGAAAUGUUGUGGCAAGAUCUUGGCCAUAAGAUGACCGAUCAGGUCCUCAUCCCUCUCAAUACCUACCAGGGACAAUUCCCUGAAAUGAGAAAAAAAAUCGAAAAGAGAGGAAGGAAGCUGGUAGACUAUGACGGACAGCGACACAGUUUCCAGGCUCUGCAGAGCUCCAAGAAGCGAGAAGAAGCGAAAAUCAGCCGGGCCAAGGAGCAAUUGGAGGAGGCCAAACGGACGUUUGCCGUUUUCAACGCCGAACUCAACGAAGAAUUGCCUUCGCUUUACGAUUCUCGUCUGCCCUUUUUCAUCACGAAUUUGCAGACCUUGUUCUCGGCCGAACAAGUUUUCCAUUCGGAGUUGUCUAAAGUUCACGGCGAGUUGGAAUCCAUCAUCGAUAAAUUGGCCAAAGAGUCGAGCGGACGGACGUCAUCGAGCCAUUACAGGCGCAGUUCGCCGCCCACUCAAAUGCUCUCGUCACCCGGCAGCAAUUCACUCAACAGCCCCGAAAACGUGGGUCGCGGAUCGAGACUUGGUCGGUCAGAACAAGACGAGGACAGCACGAUCAAUAGUCCGUUUCACGACCACCAUCACAAUGACAACGACGACAGCAUGAACUACAAGCAAACAGGAGGAGGACUGAAGGAUUACGAACCGGUCGAAGUCGGUGCCCAAGUCGCCGAAAUAGCCACUUCGCCCACCAACAACGGGGCAGCAGCCACGACGAACGGAGUGAACAAGAGUCCGCCCAGCAGCGGAGGGCCAGGUGCACCAAGUCGCACCACCAAUCAAAGGCCAGGAGUUGAAGAGCUUUAUGAUAUUCCCAUAGGUGCUACGACGGAUAACCUUCCGCCAGGUGUUUUGUACAGAGUUCGAGCCACUUACAAGUAUCAAGCGGAAGAUGAGGAUGAAUUGUCACUGGAGGUGGGCGACACCGUUCAGGUGAUUGAAUACGAAGAUCCUGAAGAACAGCAGGAGGAAGGUUGGCUGAUGGGCAUUAAAGAGGCAACAGGGCGCCAAGGUCUAUUUCCGGCCAAUUUCACUAGACCCAUCUGAAGUGAAAGAACAGCCACGCACACAGACAUGGAAGAAGACAAAGAUCAAACAACAUACGAAACUCAUUUGAGAAACAAGUGAAACAGAAAUCAAUCAACGAAUCUGAACAGAAAGAAAAAGAUCUGGGGCUUCAAGAAGCAGCUCAAACGAUUUAAAAAGACUAAAAAAACGCAAGACAACAUUGAAACCAGCUAUCAACACACACUCUUAUUCAACUCCUCCUCUUUUCUUUAUUGGAACAAAAGGGAAAAGAAUCGAACAAUUUUUUUUUUCCGUUUCUGGUAUGGAAAGUGUUAAUUAGAUCUGAUGCACUCUCAUUUCAUCAUCGCCCUCCUUUACUCCCUUAUUUUUUUUAAGGAGGAGUGAGAUGUUUUUACCUCCGCCCUCCUCCCCCCUUUUUCCCAGUGGUCGUAGGUGUUAUAUGAUAUUCCCCACUUUUCCGCCUUUAUCAAGUCUUUCUUAUUAUUAAUUAUUAUUUUUUUUUUUUUCAAAAAAAAAAAAAAAAAGUGUGCCAUGAAUCUCUUCCUGCUCCGCCCCUUUUUUUGUUAUUUUUGCGUGUGCUAAAGGUGUGUGACACUCGGUAAGGACAAGGAUCAUCUUCUUCUCCAUCCAAUUAGCAAAGAAACAAAUGGUGAAACUUUUUUUCUUUUAAUUAUUUUGUCUAUCGGAAGACUCGCAUGAUUUUCUUUUUCCCUCUUUUGUUUCUCUUCCCGACUUACAAACAAAACAAAAAACAAUUAAUAUGAUUUAUAUUUUCUAGUUUAAUCCUGUUGAGAUAAUAUAGCCAUAAAGACAUUGAGUUUAUUAUUAUUAUUGUCGCAAUAAUUCAUUGACGGCCAUUUUUCGACUCGCACUUUCCCCUAUUUUUCCUAUCGCGCCUUUCUUAUUUUUCCCCCCGAGUAUUUCCGAUGACAAAGACAAACAAAUCCCAACGUCCAUUUUUUGUUGAAAUUGAAUCGAGUAAAUAACCCAAACAACAAAAACAGGUGCCUUGUGUGUGUGAUGGAGAAAUGCAAAAAAUGUGACAGCUGUUUUUUUCCUUUUUUUCUAAUUUUAAUCUUAAGUAUCUAGCUGCAGAAGCAAAAAGACAAGAUAUUAGGUGAUUUGACAUGUUAUGUUUUCUUCUUAAAUUAUGAUCCGCACUGCUGCUGCACACAACCAAUUGCGAUGGGCUUCCCAUAAAAUUCCCUCCCUUUUAAACCAAUAAAAGAUCCUUAUCUUUCUGUUUCUGCCCUCUAUCCCAAUCUUUUUUUAAUUAUUUGAAUCCAAUAAAAAGAUAGUCGAUUAAUCUAAA